AUGCGAGAUGUAUCAACUCGUAUUGUUAAGGAUAAAAAGAAGGUUAAAUUUAAGAUUCGAUGUAGCAGAUAUCUUUAUACGCUUGUGGUGAAUGAUCCUGAGAAGGCAGAAAAGCUGAAACAGAGUUUACCGCCUAAUCUUCCUAUUAUUUAA
Molecule: messenger RNA, 153 nt
Organism: Pneumocystis carinii B80
Lineage: Eukaryota; Fungi; Ascomycota; Pneumocystomycetes; Pneumocystales; Pneumocystaceae
Product: 60S ribosomal protein L38
Exons: 3
Coding region: 1-153 (50 amino acids)
Biological process (GO): protein-RNA complex assembly; translation
Cellular component (GO): ribosome; cytosolic large ribosomal subunit
Molecular function (GO): structural constituent of ribosome
Source: RefSeq, a predicted model, not a curated record